GCGUGGACGGCCAGUACCCAGAAUUCGGCGCAGUACCUAGCAGUAGAUCUAGGACAGCGAUAUAUCAUAACCAGUGUUGCCACCCAGGGUAGAAGAGGUAGCGAUGAAUUUGUAACAGAAUAUUUUCUUGAGUUUUCUGAUGAUCGAGAAACUUGGAGAAUAUAUACCAAUGAAUAUGGUAUACCAGAGAUGUUCGAUGGUAAUACCAAUGGUUAUCAAGAAGUUAAAAACACCUUACGUUACCCAAUCACAGCUAGAUAUGUAAGGUUUAACCCACAACGAUGGAAUAUGUUUAUUUCUAUGAGAAUAGAGGUAUUUGGAUGUGUUUUUGUGCCCUAUGUAACAUCAUUCGGUGGUAGUGGAUAUAUCCAAUAUGAUCUCAGUCAGCAAGCCGUACAGACAGAGGAAGAUAAAUUAGAGCUACGAUUUAAAACCAAUAAACCUGAUGGAAUAAUAUUCUAUGCUAGUGGUAACCAAGGAGAUUUUGUGUUAUUAGAAAUGAGAAGAGGUUUCCUGUACUUCAGAUUAGAUUUAGGCUCCACACAAUUUACCCGAGGACGAACAGAAGUAAUUGGUGGCAGUUUAUUAGAUGAUCACAACUGGCACGAUGUUGUCAUCAGACGUCAGAAACACGAAUUACUCGUAGUAGUUGAUAGACUGGAAAAUAAAGUCAAAACAGAAGGCUUGUUUUACAGGCUAGAUCUGGAUAAAUUUGUAUAUAUUGGUGGUGUGCCCUAUUUUAAUCAAGAUGGUAUUGAAGUCAAGUAUAAUUUUGUUGGAUGUGUCGAAAACGUUGAUUUUAACGGAGCUAAAUUGUUGGUCGAUGCCAAAGCAGGGGAAUCAACUAUGAUUAGAAAAGUUGGCCCGGUUUCUUUUAGUUGUGGGUUGAGAUCUGAUCCACCACUAUCGUUCCCCACAUCUACAUCUCAUCUGUUAGUGAAGGGAGAUGGUACAGGCCCAGUCCGAGUACAGUUUGAAUUCCGUACCCAUGAUGAAAAUGGCUUACUACUGUAUCAUCCAUUAUUUCAAUUCAGUUUCAAUAAUUCAAUAAUUUUUAAUUUUUUGACUUCACUUAUAACUGUUUGCUCCUCACUCGAAACGUCUCUUGUUGUUUCAAAUUCAACCCGAAGUUUUACAGAUGGUUUAUGGCACACCUUCUCAAUCUAUGUGGAUGAUAAAAUGGUCAACUGUACAGUAGAUAGAAAUGUUAAAAUCUCUAAUAGAAGGCUUGAAAUAAGUGCUGGAACAGAUUUCUAUAUUGGUGGUUUUGAAAUUGUUACGAUGGGUUUCCGAGGCUGUAUGCGUAAAAUUGAAGUUCAGACGAAACAGAUUGAUCCCGAUGAUCCACAGAUUGUGACGAAUGUAGAUGCUGAUAUUGGUAGUUGUGGUAUCAGAGACAGAUGUACACCCAACCCAUGUGAACAUGGUGGACGAUGUCAUCAAGAUUGGAAUAGUUUCUAUUGUAAUUGUGAUGGAACUGGAUACAAAGGACAGUUGUGUCAUAUCUCUGCUUAUCAAGUAUCAUGUGCCAUGCACAAACUGUAUUCAAAUGUUGAAGGAGUAGAAGAUGCUAUGAUAGAUCCUGAUGGUUCUGGACCUCUGAAACCAUUCCCUGUACAAUGUGAUACUGUAUCAGAAAGAAUAACAAAAACUAAAAUAUCACAUGACAGUAUGAGUAGAAUCACAGUCAAUGGUUAUGAUGAACCAGGAUCGUAUGUACGGUUGAUUAAUUACGUCACUGAUCUUCCAGAGCUUACAGAGAUUAUAGAACGAGCUCAGAGCUGUCGUCAAUUUAUUCAGUAUUUCUGCAAUAAUUCACGACUUUUAGCUCCAAUCAACUCAGUCAACAACCAAAAUAGUAACUUACCCCGUACAUAUGGUUGGUGGGUCGGUAGAACAUUUCAACCUAUGUAUUAUUGGGGUGGGGCAGCCCCAGGCUCAGGGAAAUGUCAGUGUGGGUUGGAAGAGAAAGGUUGUGAGGGUGGCAGUACGACUUGUGAUUGUGAUGCUAUGUUACCAGUAGAGAAAAAUGAUGGUGGAUAUUUGGUCCAUAAAGAAUAUCUACCAGUUAUUGAGCUCCAUUUUGGUGAUACUGGAACAGUCACUGAUAAUAAAUUAGGAGCUCAUCUUCUUAAAGAGUUGGAAUGUGAGGGAGAUGAUUUAUUUGAUAAUGUGGUCACGUUCCGUAAAGCUGAUGCUACAAUAGAAUUUGCCACAUUUGAGGCAGAGAACGCUGGUGAUAUUUGGUUCCAGUUCCGUACAACUACCACUGAUGGUGUCAUGAUCCAUAACACAGGACCUGUUGACUUCAUUGAGGUCAGACUCUUCCAAAUGGACACGAUUCAGUUCCGUUAUAAUGUUGGUAAUGGAGUAGUGGUGUUGUCGUUUAAAUCACCAGGACCUCUGAAUGAUGAUAACUGGCAUACUGUACAUGUUGAACAUAAUCGUAAACAGGCUUGGAUGAGAAUAGAUGAUCAACCAGAUGUAUUUGUUAGUGAAGAUUCUGAUUUAAUUAGAAUGUUAGAUCUUACUGGACAGCUGGUUAUAGGAGCUGCGGUAGAUUAUAAUGAUGGAUAUGUAGGAUGUAUGAGGGGUCUACGUGUUAAUGGUCAGUUGUUAGAUAUGAGAGGUAUGGUAGAGAGAGGAGAGGUUACUUAUGGUGUUUCUGUUGGGUGUGUAGGUAAAUGUAGCAGUAGUCCAUGUUUUAAUGGUGGUACAUGUCGUGAAGGAUAUUCUGGUUACACCUGUGAUUGUUCUUAUACACCAUUUAGAGGCUGGAUGUGUGGACGAGAGGUUGGAGUGAAUUUACAAAAGAAUUAUCAAGUAAAAUAUGAGUUUGAUGCCAUUCAAGGUCUCUCUGCCUCGGAUUUCCAGUUUGCUCGAGUUGGAUUCUCCACGAAAGAAAAACAGGGAAUUUUGUUACAGAUUAGAAAUGAGGCUAAUACUGAAUAUAUUACUGUAGAGGUCAAUAACAAUGGUGGAGUGAGGGUAGCUUUAGAUGUAGGUUUUCAGAGAGAAGAGGUGAAUACACCUAAUCAGGGUAUAGAUUAUACAAAUGGACAACAACAUGAAGUCGUAGUGCAACGUAGUAAUAAAGGACGUACCAUUAAAGUACAGGUUGAUAAUUAUGCUCCAUCUAUUAAAACAUUUGAUGUAGCUGACAAUGGUGAUACUAUUUUAGAUAAUCCUAAAUAUCUAUUUAUUGGUAGCAACAAUACUGCGGAUACAUCUAGAGGUUUUGAAGGAUGUAUUUUCAGAGUUCAGGUGGAUAAUAUUUUCCCUUUAAAACGAGCUUUCCAAGAUCCUAAACCUGAUUUUAUCACUUUAAAUCCACCAGUAAAAGAAGAUAUGUGUGGUUUUGAAGAAAUAACACAACCUGGAGAUAUUUUAGAGUCCCGUCCUAAAGGGGUACCUGAUUUUCAUAUGAUAAAAUUAUUCUUUUCAGCCAUUUUAGCAAUAGUAUUUUUAUGUUCCAUCAUAUUCCUGGUGUUUCUAUUCCGACGUAGAGACAAGGGAGACUAUGAUACACAGGAAGCUAAAGGUGCAGACGUGGCAGAUAACCAGGAUGCAGCAGUCAUGUACAAUGAAACUGGUAUUGGUGAAAUAGCUAAACGACAAGAAUGGUUCAUGUAG
Lottia gigantea (owl limpet) is the source of this 3633-nucleotide messenger RNA. RefSeq lists its product as hypothetical. NCBI's taxonomy places the organism in Eukaryota, Metazoa, Mollusca, Gastropoda, Lottiidae. The record is from RefSeq and is a predicted model, not a curated record. The annotation marks the transcript as partial. The transcript is spliced from 23 exons.